ACUGCCCCGUGCAUAAAGACCAAGCGGAAACCCCCCGCAUGCAUCCUCUGCCUUCAUCCUCUGCUGUCUCUCUGGACAGUUCCAGUCCUGCAUCCUCCUGUUCUCGCUGUUUCCAAACAUCGUCGGCUGCUUGCGUUCUCAGUCACAACAUUGCGCUCCGACCCCAGCUGCCCACUGCUACUCCAAACUGACAGCCGCCUAGGCUCGGGUGGAGUUCCUUUCGUCUGGCUAAGGGAGAUCCGCGAGAGAAGGGGCGGUGCUGGCUGUAGGAGGCGGAUUGGGCGGAGAAGGGACCGUAGAGAAGCUGAGGCCGACUGUCACCAAGCUCCCGCCCCCUACGUGCAUUUGCUUUGGCUCGGUCUUCUCCACUUCCUUUACGGUCUCCUGCCUCCGCCCGCGCGCGGCCGCGGGCCUUCGCUUCUCUGCUCCGCUGAUCUACGCGGGUGGGCAGCGGGGUCUGGGACGGCUGGAGCUGCGGAGGAAGUCUAGAGCAGCAAGAAGUAAACAGAGACAUGUGAAAUACAGAGUUGGUUUAUUCUGUUUACCACCUCGGUGAGAAAGCUUGAACAGAGAAGAAAGCAGGAUGGUGAAAAUGGAGACCUCCAGUACAUCCAAAGAUUUGCAGGAGCUGCAGAGGAAGCUAGUUUCAUUGAUCAAUUCCAUCCAGAGCAACUCUAAGGUGAUUGCCUUUAUGAACUCUCCAGUUGGUCAAUACCUAGAUAAACAUCCCUUUGUUGCCUUAACCUUGCUGAUGUUUAUUAUGGUAUCUUCCAUUCCUGUUGGAUUCUUCCUGCUGCUUGUGGUCUUGAUGUCUCUGGCAGCCUGUGUUGGAGUUAUAUUAGUGGAAGGAUUCGUUAUAUCUGUGGGCGGCCUCACCUUGCUUUGUGUACUAUGUGGCUUAGGUUUUGUGUCCCUGGCCAUAUCUGGAACACUCAGUGUGUGCUACGUGGUGCUCUCAAGCCUCACCAACUAUUGGUUCUCUUUCAGCACGCUAAAGCAUCAGCAAAUCCUUGGAAACAAGUGCCCAGUGACCGUCCAAAAUCCUGACUCUACAAGACAUGACUGAAACCAAGACUUUAUUUUAAAGGCUUUAGGGGUCAUAUUGUGUUUACGACAUUGGAUUAUGGCUUUUUUCAGGGUGCAGGACUAAUAGGAUUAGUAGGUGAUCACCACCAUAGAAAUAUUCUUUAGUAUUUUCAGGUUGAUUGUUGAAGGAUCUCUGGGACAACAGGAUGCUGGCAGAUUCACACGGUCCCUUCAUGUUGUUGACACAGCUACAGUCAGGAAGGCUUUAUCAAGGGGCCAUAUCCACAAGAGCAGUACCAGCAAGUCUUGAAAAUGACACAAUUCCCUCCUUUUCCCCAUCCUUCUUCCAAAGUAAAAAAAAAAAAAAUCUUCUCCCAAACAGGGAGGCUGCUAGUAUUUUGAAAAAUCCCAAAUCUAAGCCUUAAGACAUCUUCCUAGGGGCUCGACUUGUAAAGAUGUGGGACUUUAUUCAAAACAUAUUGGCUACUUAUUGUGUCUUCUUCCAUUUGGAGUCUGGUAAUGAAGAGAAAAACACUUUAAGCCUUAAUUGUUUUUAUCACAAUAAUAAUAUGGAGGUACUUUAGCAGCCACUUGUUCAAGACUGAAAUUCUCUUAUUGGAAUUUAUUGUUAAAGAUAUUUGACUGUAAGGAAUACACUCCAAAUGUGUACUGUUAAUCUUUUUUAAUGGUUUAAAAAAAGUAUUUGUGCAUUAAUUUGGGUGGGAUAUUGUUUAAAGAGUUUGCUCUAUUCGUCUGUUUCCUGGAAAAUAUAUGUAAAAGGACUUAUGUUAGCACUUCUGUUCCUGUGGUGAUGCAUUAUUUGCCAUGUUACUUUAUUAAACUAAAUUCUAUUUAUUUA
Molecule: messenger RNA, 1885 nt
Organism: Antechinus flavipes (yellow-footed antechinus)
Lineage: Eukaryota; Metazoa; Chordata; Mammalia; Dasyuromorphia; Dasyuridae
Gene: LDAF1
Product: lipid droplet assembly factor 1
Exons: 5
Coding region: 584-1066 (160 amino acids)
Source: RefSeq, a predicted model, not a curated record